AUGGUAGCUAAGAACAACAGUGUUAAGCGAUGCUGCCGAAGGCUUGGGGAAGUUUACCAAUUAAAAAGGUUUCCUGUAUGUGAUGGCAAAGGGGACAUAAGCGGAUGCAAUAUUAGGUUACUGAAAGACUUGAACAAACUAAAGGGGUACUUGUCAGUAGAACGUUUGGAAGGGGGAAGGGUGAAAGUAAUUGAUGCAAAAGACGCACAUCUUAAGGAGAAGCACGAGCUAAUUGGUGUGGAAUUAGACUUCAAGGUGGGAAAAAAUGACAUAGUGGGCAGUGCUUUGGAACAGAAGGGUUUGCUGGAGGCUUUGGAACCUCCACAUGGCAUAGAGAGCUUGGCAAUUUGUGAUUAUAAAGGUGAAAGGCCUGUGUGGUAUUUGGACACCAACUAUGUGGACUUGCAGACAUUACGGCUGCAAUGUUUCUCAUUGUGGGCAACAGUGAUAGGAAUUAAAUCAUUGGAGAAGCUAGAGGUCAACACCUGCCCUACACUGUGCGAAUUGCCGAGCAUGCCUAUGCUAAAGUCCUUGAAAAUUCGGAGCUAUGAUGGACUCAACACGAUUGGUGACUUGCCCAACUUGGACUGGUUGCAGGUGGAAGGAUGUGGCAGCCUAGAAAAAUUUUCUCAUGGCAUGCCUGCUCUCAAGUGGUUGGAUGUGUAUGGAUGUUAUAAGUUAAAGACUCUCGCUAACAUGCCUGUCUUGAAGUGGUUGGAGGUGAGAUAUUGUGAGAGGUUAGAGCAAGUAGCUGAUGUUCACAUGCCAGAUUUAAAGAGGCUGUGGUUGUCUAAUCUGAACACUCUGAAGCAGCUCCCUGCUCACCUUCCUUCACUUGAGGAUCUGAGAGCAUGGAAUUUGCCCAACUGGGAAGGAUGGCCAGCAGCUGGAUCAAGGGAAUUAGCAACAGAAACUUUUAUGCAUGCUUAA
This is a messenger RNA of Nymphaea colorata (pocket water lily), 930 nucleotides long. RefSeq lists its product as uncharacterized. The transcript has 2 exons. The coding region runs from base 1 to 930 and encodes 309 amino acids. Lineage: Eukaryota; Viridiplantae; Streptophyta; Magnoliopsida; Nymphaeales; Nymphaeaceae. The record is from RefSeq and is a predicted model, not a curated record.